This is a messenger RNA of Vairimorpha ceranae, 990 nucleotides long. RefSeq lists its product as hypothetical. Lineage: Eukaryota; Fungi; Microsporidia; Nosematidae. The record is from RefSeq and is a predicted model, not a curated record. The transcript has a single exon. Bases 1 to 990 code for a protein of 329 amino acids.
AUGAUUCUAGUUCUUAAACUUCCUCAAAGACAGCUCUGUGAUGACUUACAAUUAUUUUUUAAUCUUUUUGCACUGCCGAGUGAUAAACUUACUUUUCAAAGAGAAGAAAUGUUAGUAAAUAAAGUUAAAAGAGUUAAAAAGCUUAUAGAUUUAGAAAGUAUUUUUUUAAGACUUAACAAGUUUGAGACAACAGAAGUUUAUGAAAUAUUAGUAUCUAAAUCAACUGUAUCUUCAUUAUUUUGUGAAGAUAGUUUUAAUUCUUUGGAUGAUCUUAAAUUUUUACUAUACAAGCAUAUUGCAUAUUUUUUUGGAUACAGUGAAUGUAAGUUUAGUGGAAUAACAGUAAGAAAUAAAGAGAAUAAAAAAAUAAAUGUGGAAGAGAUAAUUUACAUAAAAAGUAGUGUAAACAUAAAAACACCUACUUUACUAAAAUUUGUAAAAUCUUCAAAAGAUACUAGUAAAUCAUUCAGUAUGCCCAUCAAAAUAGAUUUUAAGACUACUUCUACUAUCCUACACUCAUUAUUAUCUUGUAAUGAAUUACAAUUUAAGUUUAAUGAAGUAUCUUAUUUUCUUUCUAAAGACAAAGACUCAUUUGUAAUGAUCUGUGAAAAAUCUCAAGAUAAUAUUUAUUCAUUGAUAAAUCAACAUAAGGAGGCAGAAAUAUCUUUUUUCCUUAGUAAAGGCAAUAAAGAGAUAUCAAAAUAUUUUUAUAAAAUUUUUAUUGAAAAAAAUCUAGCAGAACUACAUUCCAAAAACUUACUGAAAAAAAUAUUAGAAAAAGAUUUAGAUUUUUCUUGGAAGUUUUUAUGUGCAGUUCCUAUAUUCAAUGACAACAGAGAUUUUGUAACUGAAAAAAUAGUAGAAAUUUACAAUAAACUUAAUUUAAAAAAACAGGCCAAAAGAAAAGGAGACUAUUUAAAUGUACAAGAACGCAGAUAUAUCGAUUUAAUGAAUUUUGGGUCACUUAAAAGAUUCUUUUACACUGAAUAA